AUGUCUGUGGUUGAUCUUACUAUGCAGCUGCCCUUUCAGGCACAUGUGAAACAUGACCCAAGGUCUGCUUCGUCUGUGCUCGCCCUGGCAGAUGCACUCGACAGUUGCGACGAUGAAUAUCUACGCAAAUGUAUUCCUCUGCUGGGCGGAACCAUGUUAGUAUUAGCGCUGAACAGUGAGAGCAACCUCUCAUACACUGGUAGUCUGAUGAUACUCCACAUGUUCGAGUUGGGCUGCUUAGGGGGCUUGCAUCACUCCCCCUACGUUUGGGGUCAUAUGGACUUCGCGUUUUGCAGAGCCGAGCCCAAACUCUGCCAGCAAGGCGUUCUCCUUCCAGCAAUGACAAAGCGUGUCACGGAGUUGCUGAAAUGUAGACGUCCGGGUCUCGGAGGCUUGAUCAUCUCUACAGCCAAGGAGCGCGACUUGUACGUAAAAGCUGGAGAACAUCACCUGGCUAUGGAGGACCAAAACCUCCUCAUUGUAAGCCCUGAUGGUGAUAUCGCAUUCCUUCGACCACCCUUUUUCCGUCUGGAACUUCUGUCUCCGAUGCCUGACGGGGCAGAGGGACCAGCAAUGGUUUUCGAAGAUGCACUCAUGCUUGGGACUUGCACACUCCCUAUCUCCACGAAUGAGACAGACUGUUUAAGGACAUUGCAUCGUCUUGAAUCAUGUCUAAACAGACUCUCCCACAGGUUCGAUGCAGAAGAACGGCGUGCGGCGCGUGAAAUCGAAAUGAUCGAUCCUAGGUAA
Messenger RNA from Exophiala viscosa, 750 nucleotides. RefSeq lists its product as uncharacterized. The record is from RefSeq and is a predicted model, not a curated record. The coding region runs from base 1 to 750 and encodes 249 amino acids. Lineage: Eukaryota; Fungi; Ascomycota; Eurotiomycetes; Chaetothyriales; Herpotrichiellaceae. The transcript has a single exon.